Messenger RNA from Triticum turgidum subsp. durum (durum wheat), 1224 nucleotides. The record is from the annotation of a GenBank genome assembly. Lineage: Eukaryota; Viridiplantae; Streptophyta; Magnoliopsida; Poales; Poaceae.
AUGCCGGCCAGCAGCCACCCGUCGUCGCCGGCGUCCCCGCUGGAGGACGGCAACCUGCUACGCGAGAUCCUUCUCCGCCUUCCCCCGGAUCCCUCCUCGCUCCCGCGCGCAUCCCUCGCUUGCACGCGCUGGCGCGACCACGUCGCCGACCCGGGAUUCCGCCGCCGCUUCCGCCUCCACCACCGCCGCAACCCUCCCCUCCUCGGCUUCUUCGACGGGUGCGGAAGCCUGGACUUCCUGCCGACGCUGGAGGCACCCGACCGCGUCGCUCCCGAGCGCUUCUCCUUGAAGCACGACGAGGGCGACGGCGUUCGCAGGCCGCUCGGAUGCCGCCAUGGACUGAUGCUCAUCUUGGUCCCGAAGCCUCUCCAGGUAAUCGUGUGGGACCCCGUCACCGGCGACCUGCACCGCCUCGACGUUCCGCCAGGGCUGACGACGAAUGAGUGCUAUGAGAGCGUGAUCAAUGGGGCGGUGCUUCGCACUGCCUCCGAAGACGCCAAGCACUUCCAGGUGGUCAUGGUGGCGGCAGACGGCGACGAGGUGCAAAACCGACGAGCAGUCGCCUGCGUCUACUCGUCGGAGACCGGCGCAUGGGGAAGGUUCAUCACAACACCCAUUCCAUACGAUGCUGAUGCUCAUGCGAGCUGUUUAUUUCGGAGGUUUUCCACCAGCAUUUACAUAGAUCAUGCUGUGCUGGCUGGAGAUUCCCUUUACUGGCAGCUCAUUGGGAAUUACGAAGGAAUUCUCCAGUUUGAUUUGGAGAGGCAGAGGCUGGAUGUAAUGCCGGUGCCGGUGCCUAUCUAUAGCAAGGGCAACUACUUCAAGCUUAUGCCGGCCGAGGGUGGUGGUGGGAUAGGUUUCCUGUUCAUGUUCAAUUCAAACUACAUUGCCCAAUUAUGGAGGAGGAAGACCGAUUCCGAUGGUGUUGCCUCAUGGGUGAUUGCAAGAUCUAUCGAACUCGACAAGGUACUUUCGCUCAAUUCAGAGAAGGAGGAGAACAUGAGGAUAGUAGGGUUUGCAGAGGACAACAACGUGGUACUCGUGGAUAUGCUGAGUGGAUUCUUUAUGAUCCAACUCGACUCACUGCUGUUCAAGAAGCUUCCCCGACCCAAGACGGUGUCCUCCCUUCAUGAUUUCCCCCUUCAUGCAUUAGAAAGCGUCUACACUGCUGAAACACGCAUUGGUGGUGGACAUGAUGGAGCUGAUCUUUUGCCCAAUACAUAA